Molecule: messenger RNA, 1115 nt
Organism: Ceutorhynchus assimilis (cabbage seed weevil)
Lineage: Eukaryota; Metazoa; Arthropoda; Insecta; Coleoptera; Curculionidae
Source: the annotation of a GenBank genome assembly
AUUAUGAAAAAAAAUAAUUUUCAAAUUUUCAUUUUGUAUAAUUAUAUUUACUUUUAACAAUAAAAAUAUAAUAAAUUUAUCAAUUGAUAUGCAGGUUGUACGUAAUUGCACCAAACUAUUUACACCGCCUGUACAAAUAAGAAAUAGCAGCAAUGCCCUAGUUAAAAACCAGAACUUGGCCCCCUUUGUAAACCGAAAUCCAAGAAAUCUAGAAAGGAUGCGAAUAGCUUACAAACCCGAUGGUUAUCAUGUAGAAAAGCCUGGAAAAAACUAUUGGCACAAGUUGAAUGUAACACUCUCAGGAAAGUAUGUUACUGCCACAAUAACCCACUUUGAAAAUGGAGAAGUAUUACGAGCAAGUACCUCAGAGUGGUGCAUCAAAAAAUAUUUGUACAGAGGCAAAGAUACAUCAGCAUUUAUUAAUUUAGGCAGAAUCUUGGGCUUUAGAUGUCUCCAAACUGGUCUCACAGAAAUCAGCUGUGAUCUAGAACCAAAAGAAGACUCAAAGGUAGCCUUGUUUUUAAAAGCACUUGAAGACAGUGGAGUGCAACUCAAAGAACCAACUCAAUUUAAGGCCAUAUAUCCUUGGCACUACGAAAGACCAGAGAAACCUUGGGAAGUUGUAGAAUAGUGUAUUUAAAAUAAAAUAUUUAACAUUUUGAAGAGUUUUAUUUACAAAUCAUAAUUAUUAACCAUAAAUACUACAAAUUUUGAUCUAUUGAUGGAAUAUUCACUGGGAGUAGUUGCCCUUGAUGUCUUUCCAUUGUUUCUGAAAAAAUAUAUAUAUUAAUGCGAGGGUUUUUACUGGGAAAUUUUUAACUUGGUAGAGGAUGUUAUAUAAUAUUCAUACCCCUUUGUUGUAGCUAUCAAAAAAUGUGUCGCAUCCCAAAUCAAAGCCCCUUUCAAAGAAAAACGCUGAUCCAACAAUAAUCAGGGCGAAGGUUGAUGUUCUCUUGAAAAGAGUAUUGUAAAUUGCGCUUGAAAGGGCCAUCUUAUUAGUUUUUCACAAAUAGAAAUUUGCAAAAUCCACUACCUCUCAAGACGCAAAAUUGACAGACACAAUUGACAAUGUUUACUGACGGGAGAUAAAGCACGCCGACGAGGCAGAAUUGCCA